AUGGCUGAGCCCGCGGAGAAGCGCCUCAAGAGCAGCCUGCCGCUGUGCAAGGCGCACCGGAGCUCCACGAGCAGCCGGGUGAGACAGAACCUGCAGGCCGGCGUGGAGGAGGCUCUGUGCGGGGUGAGCAGCAUGCUGUGGGACGGAGCGUACCGGCUGCAGGCUCUGGUAGGAGACUGGAACAUCAUGUACUCUGACAGAUCAAUUACCGCAUCCUAUCAAUGACCGAGUAAACAAGGACAAUAUCACUACAGAGGAUAGGGGAAACCGGGGCGUGCUGUUACACUGAUCCCCACGUGGAUUUCUAGUGAUUGGAACAUCAUGUAUCAUUUACUCUAACUGAGAAUGAUCGUCUCAGAUUUGGGGUUUCGAGGAGUUUCUCUGUCAGCCUUAAGAAAAAGUUCUUAAAAUUAGUAACUUUAUCUUUUCAAAGGUUUUAUAUGAAGUAAAUAAUAAAAAAAUCAACAUUUAGCCUGAUAUGAUUCAGUUUGUGUGAACAUAUCUCGAGGAUUUAUACCCCAAUCAUCUGUUUAAUGCAUAAAAAAUGAUUGUUUAUAGAAGUGUUUUGUCUUUUACGCACUAAAAAGACAAAUUAAAAGUUAAAACACAAACAAGGCCAUGAGUGAUGAGAUCAAUCAUUUUUAGACUGUAAGGGCCUGAUCUACUAGCGAGCGCUAACUUGCAUGUGCAAACUGAAAAAUUGCACGUGCUAUUAGUGGGCGUGUUGCAGGUGAUCUACUGUCAUUGCGUGUGCAAUUGAGAACAGGUGCAAAAGUGGUGCAGACCGCCCUCUUUAAAGGAGGAUUUUGCACGCACUACCUGCCGUCACCAUGGAGAGUUUGUGAGAGCAGAGUGUUUGAAGCCGUGGAGUUGCACAUAUCGUAUUGGGGAACUGCAUGAAAAGCAAGGGAAGUUUAUUUGUAGAGCACCAUUCAUACACAAGACAAUUCAAAGUGCAAGAAGAUAUACUAGAAAUCAAAAAAGGGAUUAAAACGAUUUAAAAUCAAUAAGACAAACAGAUACAUGUUUUCAUCUGUUCUGUGUUUGACCUCAUUAUUUAUUAAAAAUCGUCAUUUACUAGAAAAACAAACACAAACUGUUUUUCUGGGUUUGAUAAAUCACAGUGCGGGCGCUCAAUGAUUCCAUUUGCAUCUGCUCCUCCCAGAAUUUUGCGCGCUCUGAUGGUCGACGUACAUUCUGCAUAUUUAUGAAGGCAAACACGCUAAAUCAAUUGCACGUGCUGUUUUGCGCAUUUGACAGACUCAGUCCUCGGUGCACCGGGUUAGUAGAUCAGGUUUGCGUGCGCUAACAAGUUUGCAUGUUUUUGCACACGGAAACCUUUAGUAGAUCAGGCCCUAAGUUUACAAGCCUUAAACAGGCCCUGUAUUUUAUAUUUUCCACAAAUUUUUUUUUUCUCCUAAGAAACUACUUAAUAAUGCAGAAGACAAAAAAAGAAACUGUCUUGUCCACAGGGGGCGCCAAAGCUAAAACAAACCACAAGUUCCUCACAGGAGCUUUAAGUUACUUCAAUUUACCAAAAAUAGUGUCCAUAUUGUGAGAUUUUACUGUCUUUACUGGCAGUUUGACUUUAUUAGUUAACAAACUCAAACAAGAAGAGAAAAAAAAAUUAUACAUUCGGGUGAAUAAUUAAAUUCUUUGGUGUUUAUUCAGUACAGUUUCUCUUCAAAAACAAAAAUCCAAAUGCACGGCAUGUUUGUCUUUCGUCUCCUGCAGGCCAGCGUGUUCGAGCGGGACGACAUCGCUCUUCCUCGCGUCGCUUCUUUCUUCCACCAGGAGGCGCUGAAGCAGGAGGAAGAGGCCGAGGCCAUGCUGGAUUACCUGGCUAAGAGGGGAGGAAACUUCUGCAGCAAAGACGUCCAGGUGUUUAAAACUUUAUCAACAUUUAGUGUUGACACUGUGGCGAAAACGUCACAUUUUACUGGCAUACAGGUUAGGUUAAUGAAAGGCCAUCAGUAGUUACAGCUACAAAGAUGAUGAUUGUGAAGUUUGCAAAAUGAAAAUAUCCUGAUAAUCCAACAAAAGCAAAAUAAACACAUUAAAUAUGUUCAUGAAAAAUCAGGAGGAAUUCCCCUUCUGCAGUUUUAGAUUUGGGUUUACAGUUUCUUUAACUCUGCUGCUUUGCUCGAUUUAAUCUGACGUGGUCUGGUUUAGUUUCAUCAGUGUAACAGAAAAAUAUCUCCCUGUUGUGUUUCGGUGAGUUUAGAUGUUGAAAAGUGCAGCAGUACAUGUUAUUUUUCACCCUGACACACAGAAGUCAGUCAGAGGUCAGGGUCAAGAGCAGUAUUAGCCCAAAACUCCUCAUCAGGCUGAGCGGGGGCGGGUUUUUUCUGAGCCCUGCUCCUCUCAGGGGUCCUGGGGGUCGUUCAGAUGAUCCGGUACGAAGAGUUGAUUUGUGGAUCCAUUUUGAAACUGAAUUUAUGAUCCGAACUUUAUCUGUGAGACAGAGAAGCUUCAGUCUGUAACAGCGUUCUCGUUUUACUCCGCCUGAAAACAUCCCCUCUCAGGAUUUAUUUGGCCUCCUGUGCGAUCCUUCACUUUGGCAGAGCAGGUGUCUCCUCUAUCUCUCUGUUUGGUUUUUUUCCGAGCUGGCAGAGGCCUCACUUUGUCAAGAAGCUCUUCAUUUGGGCCCGAGGUUGGAGAUAGGGAGGUGGGGGUGCCAGAGAGGGAGGUUAAACCCCUGGAGACCUGGCUUAAAGCCGGUCAGGGUGUAUAUUUCCCCCCCCUGAGUUCCGGAAAAUUGGCGAGAUUAAUGCUACGGCAGAGGGACCGCGGUGCUGAUGGCGUUUCCAGAUGGUCGGCAGUGGCGUUGGCACAUCGCAGCGUGGCCUCCUGGGUUUAUGAGUCGUGUAAAAUCGUUUCAGGGCUGAAGCCUCGGGUCCAGUCAGCAGCAGUUUGGGACACCUUGUUAUCCAUCUCUCAAGUGUCCGUCACCGCAGAGGCGACGCCUCCGAGUCCUCGACUGCUGGACAACGUUCACUAAAACCCGAUCUGAGCUUCAUGAUGCGUGAUUAUUAUUUUUUUAAAACAUUAUUUAUUUGGUUUACUCUCUAAAGGUCCUCACACAGCGGGAACGACGCAAAUAUACGACAUGAAAUUACGAAAUAUUCGGAGGCGAAUUCUGACACGCCUUUGUUUAUUCCAGAAACCGGGCUGUGAGGCGGUCUGCGCCGUGUUACCCGCCCUGGAGCUCUUCCUGCUCCAGCUGAAGGAGGAGGUCGACGUCAUGGUCGAGCUGAACCAGCUGGCCCGCCACAACGGAGACCCGAACACCGCCAGCUUUGUGAAGAGCCACUUUCUGGGUCCUCGAGUCAACCGGCUGAAACUGCUGGGAGAUCUGCUCACCAGCGCCCGCCGGGUGGGCUGCACCAACGAUCAGUCGGGGGGGUUCGGGGAGUACAUGCUGAACGAGCUGCAGGAAGAGCUGAGCGGGUGA
This is a messenger RNA of Xyrichtys novacula (pearly razorfish), 3454 nucleotides long. The record is from the annotation of a GenBank genome assembly. NCBI's taxonomy places the organism in Eukaryota, Metazoa, Chordata, Actinopteri, Labriformes, Labridae.